AUGGGGAAGAGGAAGUCAAGGGCAAAGCCUGCUACAACGAAGCGAAUGGACAAGCUUGACACUGUCUUUAGCUGUCCUUUUUGCAAUCACGGCUCUAGUGUCGAAUGCCAAAUUAAUAUGAAGGAGAUGAUUGGUAUUGCCACUUGUAGAAUCUGUGAAGAAAGCUUUAGCACUACUAUCACAGCUUUGAGUGAAGCUAUAGACAUCUAUAGCGAGUGGAUUGAUGAGUGCGAGAGGGUCAAUACUGUGGAAGAUGAUGUUGAGCAAGAAGAGGAAGUGGAGGAAGAAGAAGUGUAUGAAGAAGAAGAAGAAGAAGAACCGGAAGAUGAUGGUGAAGAUGAAGAUGAACGUGCGUCUGUUAAAAGGAAGUUUAACUACCGAGAUGACUAAUCUUUUUUAUCAGAAAACCAUGCAAGUCCUUUUUAGACAUUGCCUUUUAUGUUGUAAUAUCUACUGAUACUCAGUUUUUAUCUAUCACCCUUCGUUUUCUUUUGUUUUCCAUUUGCUGAAAACAGUAAAUCUCAUCUCUGUACACAUGAUAAAACGUAACCAAG
Molecule: messenger RNA, 554 nt
Organism: Eruca vesicaria subsp. sativa (arugula)
Lineage: Eukaryota; Viridiplantae; Streptophyta; Magnoliopsida; Brassicales; Brassicaceae
Source: the annotation of a GenBank genome assembly